This is a messenger RNA of Penicillium nucicola, 600 nucleotides long. RefSeq lists its product as uncharacterized. The coding region runs from base 1 to 600 and encodes 199 amino acids. The transcript has a single exon. Gene Ontology annotation, cellular component: nucleus. Gene Ontology annotation, molecular function: transcription cis-regulatory region binding; DNA-binding transcription factor activity. Gene Ontology annotation, biological process: positive regulation of transcription by RNA polymerase II. The record is from RefSeq and is a predicted model, not a curated record. NCBI's taxonomy places the organism in Eukaryota, Fungi, Ascomycota, Eurotiomycetes, Eurotiales, Aspergillaceae.
AUGGUGGCCGACCCAUAUGAAAUGGUCUUCUACUACGCAUAUCGGCCUUUGUGGCUCUGCGCAAGAGCAAUUCAAUUCAUGCACAAUGAUGACAUCUCGCCUGAUCGCCCUCCCCUGCAUAUAUGGAUGCAGCUAGUGGAGGAGCUCGAGCAAUGGUAUCGAGAACGACCGCAGGAGUUUCAACCCAUGUUAGAACUAGAGAUGAAUGACCAUUUGGCUGGGCCGGAAAGGAGCUUCCCUUUUGUUCUCUUUGCCAAUGGAGCUGGCUUGUUCGGUAAUCAACUUUACCAUACAGCGAUGCUCAUCCUACUACAUAAUAAACCGCGCACUGCGCGGAUCACCGACUUUCACUCUGCUGCCAUGUCACCACUGUGGCAUGCGCAGCGGAUAUGCAGUAUUGCUCUCAACAAUGACCGACGGGAAUGCUGGGAUCCAUGCCUUCUGGCCUCAUUCUUUGUGGCAGCUCGUCGGAUGACCCACGAGUCGCAACAACAGGAGGUGCUGCGAGGGUUUGAUCACAUCCGCACGAUUACAGGGUGGAACGCCCAUGACUCUGUGCAAGGUCUGCGAGCGGAAUGGGGUCUUCUCGAUGAGACAUGA